GUUAGAGAGAAGUGGUAUUGAAUUCUAAAACAGCGAACUACUAAGGUGAAGAGAAAGUGAAAAAGUUACAACAGUUUGUAAUUGCAAAAUACAAAGCAAUGGAUGUAACCACAGAGGCAAAGCGGAUCAUGGUUCAGGCUCUGGGGAAAUUAUACAGCUCGCGCUCCCAGCGCGGCGGACUACGGCUCCAUCGAAGCCUCCUGCUUACGCUCGUGAUGAAGUCCGCCCGGGACAUCUACCACUCCGCUCACAUGGCUUGCGAGAACGACGGCAAGACCACAUCUACGGACCCACAGCAGUCACCGACUGAGGAAGCAAUGGACACGAACGGCACCAAGGCCGAGACUUCUGCGCCCGACUGCGCGCCGGUAGCCGCGCCUGCGGAGGGUAAACCGUGCCAGGGUGAAAGCAAGUCGGCCUCCGCUGGCUCUAAGAGGAGUCAAGGGAACAAGGAGAACCACCGUUCUCUGGGACCUGACCGCCACUCUCGGAAACGACGGGGCAAAGUGACUGCCGAGCCCGACUUCCUGCCAAGCAAGAGGGCGAAAAUGGAAGCGGGGGAAGAGAACCGGGUCAUUCGGAGCACGGCACUGAGGAGCAACUCUGCGAUCUGCAAUCGACCCGUGACUGCUCUGACUUCCCUCCCCCUAUCCCAGGCCAUCGCCGCGUUCUGAACAGGCGGCACUGGGACAUUACCAACUCAGGCUUUCAUAAAGCUCCAAGAGGAUUUCGGCGUAAUCGCAGACUGCCGGUGUGAAAAAACCGAGCCUGGGCUAAAAGCUGGAAGUGUGACUCCCUGACCACAGAGUCGCAAUCAGCGACGACCAGAGGUGUGGAGGAGGGGGAGCGCAGCAAAUCCGAACAGCCUGACCUGACUGACAAAGGAAUAAGUCAAAACUGGGCCCGGAGUCAUUACGCGGCGAUAUGGGGGCGCAGACGAAUGAAAGCGCGUGGCAGUUCCUGUUGUAAAAUGACUCAGGAUUGAGAAACUUCCGCAAAAGUCCGAAACCUCCCCCACCCCACUUGCAGCCAGCAGGGGCCCAGCGGGGGAGGUACUCCAUUGUUAUCUCCCAGAGGGACUUUAUCUCGGCUCUGCCAACUUCCCCAAAUGUGGCCUUACAUAAAUAAAAUUUUAACUGUGCAACUAGGCGAACGUGACAACUGUUAAUCUAGAGCACCUCAACCUGCUGUGUGUGAUACUUGGAACAUCCAUUGGUCCAGGCAGAUCUGGGGUGUGUACAUGCAUUUUGGUCCCCAUGGGACAUUUUAUACAUCAAUAUAUCGGGAUGGUUCACUGUGUUUUUCCUACCCGAUGCUGCUCUUGAUAUAGUUUGAUUGUGUAACCAAAUACCUCAAACCAAAACAAUAAAAAAAUCUUUGUUUUUUAAACUGA
Conger conger (European conger) is the source of this 1393-nucleotide messenger RNA. RefSeq names its product immediate early response gene 2 protein-like. Lineage: Eukaryota; Metazoa; Chordata; Actinopteri; Anguilliformes; Congridae. The coding region runs from base 99 to 674 and encodes 191 amino acids. The record is from RefSeq and is a predicted model, not a curated record. The transcript has a single exon.